This is a messenger RNA of Calidris pugnax (ruff), 1532 nucleotides long. It is a transcript of the gene MLF2, whose product is annotated as myeloid leukemia factor 2. Lineage: Eukaryota; Metazoa; Chordata; Aves; Charadriiformes; Scolopacidae. Bases 20 to 862 code for a protein of 280 amino acids. Gene Ontology annotation, cellular component: nucleus; cytoplasm. The record is from RefSeq and is a predicted model, not a curated record. The transcript has 8 exons. Gene Ontology annotation, biological process: regulation of DNA-templated transcription.
CCCGCCCCGGGAUGGGGCGAUGCGGGAGGAGCGGGGGGGGGCGGUUCGGCUGUUUAUCCCUUCCCCCGCCCCUCCGCCGGCCUCACCCCUCCUCUCCCCUCCGCAGAGGCCGCCCCCGACCGAGGGAAGCAUGUUCCGGCUGAUGAGGGAUGGCGAGCCGGAGGACCCCAUGUUUGCCAUGGACCCUUUUGCCAUCCACCGGCAGCACAUGAACCGCAUGCUUUCUGGAAGUUUUGGCUUUGGCCCCCUCCUUGGCAUCACGGAUGGGACCACACCUGGGGCUCGCCAGGCUGGACGUAGGAUGCAGGCAGGAGCUGUUUCACCCUUUGGGAUGCUCGGCAUGGCAGGUGGCUUUAUAGAUAUGUUUGGGAUGAUGAACGACAUGAUUGGAAACAUGGAGCAUAUGACAAGUGGUGCUAACUGCCAGACCUUUACCUCCUCAACUGUCAUCUCCUAUUCCAACCUGGGUGAUGGACCCAAAGUCUAUCAGGAGACCUCAGAGAUGCGUUCGGCGCCUGGCGGGAUCCGUGAGACCAGACGGACCGUCAGGGACUCGGACAGCGGCUUGGAACAGAUGUCCAUCGGGCACCACAUCAGGGAGCGGGCCCACAUCAUGCAGCGAUCCCGCAACCAUCGCACGGGCGACCAGGAGGAGAGGCAGGACUACAUCAACAUGGAUGAAAGCGACGCAGCCGCCUUCGAUGACGAGUGGAGGCGAGAGACAUCUCGUUUCCGGCCGCAGCGGGCGCUGGAUUACCGACGCCACGAGGGCAGCGGCGGCCGUCGGGCUGAGGGGACUCGUCUCGCCAUCCAGGGCCCUGAGGAUUCUCCCUCCAGACAGUCCCGUCGGUAUGACUGGUGAACCCAGAGCAGACCUUGUGGGGGGUGCAGCGUGGCCACCCCCAAAUCUACCUACACGCUCUUGUACAGACAGUGAAACUCUGAAGCCCCUUCAAAGCACCACUUGGACCUUCCUCAAAUUUAGUAUUAACCUCCCUCCCACUUUAAGAAUUGAAACAAAGCAACUAAUCUUCUGCAUUGCUCUUUUUUUUUGCCCCGUUUGGGUGCUGCGGUAGGGCGUGGGGAAUCUCACCGAUGUGUGAGGAACACGUUAAUUGCCCGUUCCCCUCCUGCUCUCCCUCGGUUCUGUUCUUUCUGCCAGUAGUGGUGGGCAUGAGGAGCUGCCACCUUGCCUCUUCCAUCCUUUCCGCUCUUUCUGUGCUGGGUUGGGCUGGUUCUGAAGUUUUGUGUUUAGUCCCCUGUGAAAGAAAUGUGAGGGAAUUCUGCUAGAACCCCCGUGCCCGUCCCCUCACCGGGACAGGGGCUUCUAAUUCCCUUCCUGCUCCUUGGUUGCAGCUGUGGAGAAGCAGAAGGGUGUGUGCGUUAGAGAAGGGAGGAGCAGAACAAAAGCUGGAUCAGCCUGUGGGCCCCCCCUCCUCUCCCCCGACCCCUCUUCAAUCAGCUCCCCCACUUUUUUAAUUUGUGAAACUUGUAACUAGAUGUUUACUGAAUAAAGAAACAAACUGUAAAGA